AAGGCAAAAAUAGGAGAAAGGCAAAAGGUAAUAAAAAAUAAAAUUAAUUUCUACAUCACCACUCAUCGUCACCGUCAGUCUUAUCGGUCAACUUGCACAGUUCACUACAAAUGCCGAUGGAAGGUAAAUUUCAAGAUUUCAGCCCAACGGUGUGCUACAACAAACCCGCAACGGCCAUCGUUUCGCGGGAAUGGUGCGAAGCAAGACGGACGGCCGCCCUAGCCGGCACACUCCAUCAGGAUUUCAUAAUCCCUAAAAAAUCCGGCAAAGCGUGGAAGUUGCGAAAUGGUGAUCUCUGUCGAAUUACCCUCUGCGAGGGUCCUCAGGUGGGUGAUUUAAACUUGUGGAAUCUGCAAAACCCUCGGGAGCACUUUUACUCCGGAAAAACGCGCCAACUGCACGCGUCCCAUCUGAAACCAUGCGAUCGGCUGUGGAGCUGUUUGCCCUAUUUACGUCCGAUGGCGACUUUCGUGCGGGAUUCGUGUGCUGAUUACGGCAUCGAUAAGGACGGUGGGGCACUGCACGAUGUCAUCGGGACACGCUGCGACGACUAUACGUACAAGCUGAUUACGGGCAAAGAGCGUUUCGGCAGCUGUCAUAGCUACCUGCGGGAAGCUAUCAAGGAAUACGGACUGGAUGAAUCUUAUGUUCACGACGUUUGGAACAUAUUUAUGUGCACGGGAUUUACAAGAGACACUCAGCAGUACUUCUGCAAACCAACGCCCGCCCGCAAAGGGGACUACAUUGAAUUUAUAGCGGAUAUGGAUCUGUUGGUGGCACUCAGUGUUUGUCCACAAGGAGACGUUUCCAUAGUUGUCGGUGAGACAGUACCGGAAGAUAAAUGUUUUCCCAUGAAGGUGGAGAUUUUCUGUCCAUGAACAUAUAAAAUGUAAUAUAUAU
Wyeomyia smithii (pitcher-plant mosquito) is the source of this 900-nucleotide messenger RNA. RefSeq lists its product as uncharacterized. NCBI's taxonomy places the organism in Eukaryota, Metazoa, Arthropoda, Insecta, Diptera, Culicidae. The record is from RefSeq and is a predicted model, not a curated record.